CACCUUCUCGCGAGUAAUUGCGAAGUUUCCGGUGUUGUGUAUGUUCCUGGAAACAUGGCGGUCAGCAUCCGCGGCCGUCCGAUCCGAAGUCUUCGGAUGCGAGGUCGGAAUGACAGCGGCGAGGAGAACGUACCGCUCGAUCUGACCAGAGAACCUUCAGAUAACCUACGGGAAAUCCUUCAAAAUGUGUCCAAGCCUCAUGGAGUCAGUAAUAUGCGAAAGCUUGGGCAUCUGAACAACUUCAUUAAGCUGCUUGGCAGUAUAGGCCACAGUGAGGAGAAGUUUGGAUUUACAUAUGAAGAAAUUAUUAUCUGCCUGCGUCUGGCCCUGCUGAACGAGGCCAAGGAGGUGCGUGCUGCAGGUCUGCGGGCGCUGCGCUACCUCAUCAGAGACACCGACGUGCUGCACAAGGUCCUCCGUCUGCAGGUCGACUACCUGGUCGCCAGGUGCAUCGACAUCCAGCAGAGCAAUGAGGGGGAGAGGACCCAGGCCCUCAGAUUGGUCCGCAAGAUGAUCACGGUGAACGCCCUGCUGUUCCCCAGCUCCAUCGCCAACUCCCUCAUCGCCGUGGGGACGGACGGCCUGCAGGAGAGAGACCGCAUGGUCCGAGCCGCCAUCGCCAUCGUCUGUGAGCUUGCGCUGAAGAACCCGGAGGUGGUGGCGAGGAGAGGCGGCCUCAGCACCAUCCUGAAGGGCGUCAUCGACUGCCAGCUGAGCCGCAUCAACGAGGCCCUCAUCACCACCAUCCUGCACCUCCUCAACCACCCUCACACGCGCCAGUACGUCCGGGUGGACGUGGAGCUGGAGCAAAUCCUGGCACCUUUCACUGACUUCCACUACAGGCACAAUGCUGACACUGCUGAGGGCCAGCUCAAGGAGGAUAGAGAGGCUCGUUUCCUGUCUAGCAGGAUGGCCAUAGUAGCAGCGUUCCGCUCCUGGUCAGGUAUUAUCAACCUGUGCAAAGUUGGCAACUCUGGAAUCCAGUCUCUGAUUGGCCUACUCUGUAUACCGAACAUGGAAGUGCGGAAGAGCCUGCUGGAAGUGUUGUAUGAGAUCUUCAGGCUGCCCGUUCCCUUAGCAACACCGGACUUCACAGAGGCUAUCCUCAGCGUGGACCCUAGCAGGUUCCAGGACAACUGGAGACUAUCGGAUGGUUUCGUAGCUGCAGAAGCCAAAGUUCUUCUUCCCCACAGAGCACGGUCCAGACCGGACCUGAUGGAUAACUACCUGGCGCUGGUCCUCUCGGCCUUCAUCUCCAGCGGAGUCCUGGAGGGUCUGGUUGAGGUGGUGACCAGUAGUGAGGAACAGCUGUCAGUGAGAGCCACCAUCCUGCUGGGGGAACUAUUGCACAUGGCCAACACUAUCCUCCCUCACUCUCACAGUCACCACCUGCACUGCCUCCCCACCCUCAUCAACAUGGCCGCCUCCUUCCACAUCCCUCAGGAGAAACGCCUUCGAGCGAGCGGAGCGGUGAACCACCUGAAGUGCUUCCAUGAGAGGAAGAGGCGUGGCCUGAGGCCUCACAGCCUCUACCUGGACCACAUCAUACGCAAGUCUGUCACCGUACACAACCGCAGGGAGUCCCACGCACGCGCCCCCAGGGACAUCUACGCCAUCAAGGACACUGAGGAAGCACUGAUGAUGAAUCUAAGGGACAGUCACAUCCUGAACCACAAGCAGAACCUGGAGUGGAACUGGCUGCUCAUCGCUACCAUCCUCAAGUGGCCUAAUGUCAACCUCAGGAACAACAAGGACGAGCAGAUGCACAAGUUCGUGCGGAGGCUCCUGUACUUCUACAAGCCCAGCAGCAAGUUGUACGCCAGCUUGGAGCUGGACCACCCCAAGGCCAGGCAGCUCACCGUGGUGGGCUGUCAGUUUGUCGAGUUCCUCCUGGAGUCUGAGGAGGACGGCCAGGCGUACCUCGAGGAGCUGGUGAAGGACAUGGUGUCCUGGCUGUCUUCGUCCUCGGGUCUGAAGCCCGAGCGCAGUCUCCAGAGCAACGGGCUGCUCACCACCCUCAGCCAGCACUACUUCCUGUUCCUGGGCUCGCUCUCCUCCCACCCGCAGGGCGUCAAGCUGCUGGAGAAGUGCAGCCUGUUCCAGUGCCUGUUGACCCUGUGUACGGUGAAGAACCAGGAUGCCGUGUUGAAGCUGGCCGUGACCACGCUGGACUACAGCCGAGACGGCCUGGCCAGAGUCAUCCUCUCCAAGACCCUCACCGCCGCCACGGACGUGUGCAGGCUGUACGCCACCAAGCACCUGCGCGUGCUGCUUCGGGCAGGGGUGGAGUUCUUCAGCAGCUGGGGCAUGGAGCUGCUGACCACCCAGCUGCACGACCACAGCAAGGCCGUGUCCGUGGAGGCGCUGGACAUCCUGGACGAGGCCUGCGAGGACAAGGCCAACCUCCACGCUCUGAUCCAGCUCAAACCAGCGCUGUCCCACCUGGGGGACAAGGGACUGCUGCUGCUGCUCAGGUUCCUGUCCAUUCCUAAGGGCUUCUCCUACCUCAACGAGAGGGGCUACGUCAACAAGCAGCUGGACAAAUGGCACAAGGAGUAUAACCUGAAGUACGUGGAUCUGAUAGAGGAGCAGCUGAACGAGGCCCUCACCACCUACCGUAAACCUGUGGACGGAGACAACUAUGUACGCCGCAGCAACCAAAGGUUACAGAGACCAAACGUGUAUCUUCCUGUCCACUUGUACGGUCAGCUGGUCCAUGACAAGACAGGCUGCCACCUGCUGGAGUCCCAGAAUGUGGUUCCAGACCUCAGCUACACGGUCCGCUCCCCGAUGCUGGACACCUGGGAGGGGAUCAAGCUGCUGAAGGCCGCCCUCUGGGCGCUGGGCAACAUCGGCUCGUCCAACUGGGGUCUGAACCUGCUGCAGGAGGAGAACGUGAUACCUGACAUCCUGGGGCUGGCUCUGCACUGUGAGGUGCUGUCUGUACGGGGGACGUGUGUGUACGUGUUGGGGGUGAUCUCACGGACCCGGCAGGGCUGUGAGCUGCUCAAGCAGUACGGCUGGGACGCGGUGCGGCACAGCCGGCGCACCAUGUGGCCCGUCACCCCGGACGAGACCCUGGACCCCCAGCUCACCUCGGAGCUCACCUCUGUGCCCAGCAGCCUCAGCCUCUACUCCGAGUCCACCAGCUCCAGACACAACUCUGAGAGCGAAUCACAGCCCAGUAUGUAUAUCCUGGAUGACGACAAGCUUGACGUGCUGGACCAAUCAGAGGACACGUCGCCCUCGCUGCGCUCCAAGCCGGUGAAGGACCGCAGCCCGUUCACCAUCCUGGCGUCCACGCGCUUCGUCCGGAGCCGCUUCCUCAACUCCCUGUCCCUCCCCAGCAAGAAGCAGCGCUCCACCAGCGACCCCAAGGCCCCCGCCGGCCCCCGCACCCCCACAGAGCUGAAGCUCGGGGGCAUGCGGAGGACCAGGACGUUGACGGAGCCCUCCAUGUACUCCCCCGACGUGUUCAGCCCUGUGUUCAACGGCAGGGGGGGCCUUCCCCGGAGCCCAACGGUCAGCCUGGAGACCUCCUUCAUCGGCUCGGAGGAGCAGCUGGCCCGGGCUGGGGGCUCCACGCCGGGCCUGGAGCCCCUCGGGGGCGAAGGAGGCCCGGGGGCCCCCGGGGAGCCCCCCGGGAGGGAGCGGGAGCAGAGCAGCCGGGAGCGUUUGGCGGGCGGGGACGGGGGGUCGUCGUCGUCCGGGGGCGGGGUAGGAGGAGGGGGGGGAGGGGGAGGAGGGGGGGGGGGGACCCAGUUUAAGAGCCGCAGCCAGAGCUUCAACACGGACACGACCACCAGCGGCAUUAGCUCCAUGAGCUCCUCCCCCUCCCGCGAGACGGCCGGUAACCCCGACAACCCCGACCAGCCCGACCCCGAGCCCGACUCCUCUGACUGCAUCAGCCUCAACACCGUGGUCUCCGCCCGCGCCGCCAAGACCCUCUACCCCCUCGCCGCCACCCCGCCCCCGCCUGCCGCGCCCCACGCCAACCACAUCCCCCUCUCCAAGUCCAGCUCCGUCUUCCUGGUGCCCCCCGGCUCCUCCCACACCCUCCCCCGCCGCGCCCAGUCCCUCAAAUCUCCCUCGGUGGGCACCAUCAAGAGCCUGGCCGACUGCAGCUUCAUGUACACCAGCCCGCGGGACGCCCUGGGCUACGCCACGCUGCGCCGGCUGCAGCAGCAGAGGAUCCACCCGUCGCUCUCCCACAGCGAGGUGCUCGCCUCGCCCGCCAAGGACGUCCUGUUCACCGACACCAUCACCAUGAAGACGGGCAGCCUGGACUCCAGAAUCACCCCGCGCAGGUUCCUGAAGGCCCUGAGCUUCGCCUCCCUGGACAAGGAGGAGCUGCUGAGCCCCAUCAGCCAGAUGUCCCUGCAGCGCUGCUCCUCGGUGCGCUCCAUGGUCUCCGCCUCCUACGGCUCCUGCGACGACUACGUGGGCCUGGCGCUGCCCGUCGACAUCAACCACAUCUUCCACGUCCGCGAGGUGCCCUACUUCCUGCAGAACGCCAGCCCCUCCUCCGAGGAGAAGAACAGCUUCCUGUUCGGGGACGGAGAUGAACGCCCGCCUCUCCCCCUGCUGAAGCAGCAGUUCAGUAUCUCGGAGCUGAUGGCCAACCGAGGCGACGGCCAGAACGGCGCCCUGGGCUCAGACGAGACGGGUCUGCAGGAACACACCGAGGACAACUGUCUGUACUGCGUAGGUGCCCUCGUGCUGGGCCGCCCCCGACAGCCUCCGCUCAGCAACACACACCCCCGGACAGACUACGUGGAGUUCUCGUCGUGGGCGGGGCCUGGCGGGCACCGCCUGGAGGUCAUGCCCCAGUCCAAGUUCUCCGGGGCGUCCGGGUGCAGCGACGCCACCGUGUCCCAGGGCUCCGUCUGCAGCACGCCAAUGCCCAACCACGUUGUCCUGGGAGGGAAGGGCGUCCCGGAGGACGCGCCGGCGUGCCGCGUCCUCCUGAGGAAGGAGGUGCUGCGGCUGGUCAUCAACCUCAGCUCCUCUGUGGGGACCAAGAGCCACGAGACGGGGCUGCUCACGAUCAAGGAGAAGUUUCCGUAUGCGUUUGAUGACAUCUGCCUGUACUCUGAGGUGUCCCACCUGCUGGCCCACUGUAUGUUCCGCCUGCCCUCGCGACGCUUCAUCCAGGAGCUCUUCCAGGACAUCCACUUCACCCCCAUGUACGAGGAGGCGGAGUCCAUACUUUCACAGCCGCCGAAGCCAGUGGAGGUGGAGCCAGACCCCCCCUCGGAGCCCUGACCCCGCCCCCACCCCCCUCCUCUGAACGGGGACUAACGGGAGGACUAAACUCAACGCGCCUAAUCCUCACCAUCAGCAUCAGGGGGAGCAGUCUGACCAAAUACUUUCUUCUCUCCAGUGGAGGACUCUGGUGGAGCCCUGAGCGAAAGAAACACACACACACACACACACACACACACACACAGAUGAUGCUGGUCUAACAAAUGCUGAAUAAAGACUUUAAACGUGCGUGUUCUCCUCCCAGAGAGGGAGUUCCCUGUGAGGAACUGGUAACGACAUGUUCUUCUGUCCUCCCUAGAUAGUCCUGGCCCCAUCCUCUCCUCCUCAUUUUUGCCCCCCCCCCCCUCUAUUCUAUUCCUCUCCUCAAUCCUCGGUUAACACUACAGAGGGUCCUAGUUGGGUGUACACCACGACCCCACCCCUCACACACACACACACACACACAUCUCUGCAGCCUCAGAUCAAAGCACUGCCCCAACCCAGCGGUAGCUCAGCUUGUCCAUCCCCAGUCUUAGGAGCCGUCUGUCUGGACGCUCUGCCCUCCGGACCAGACACCCUGGUGGGGGGAGGCCCUCCUCCCCCAGCUCUGGGUCCUGGUCCAGGGUUCACCUGCUCCAGGGUUCACCUGAGACCCCAUCAUCUACCUGAGGGUGGUCAGAUGUUUGCAGGUGGUUCAGAGGCGAGGUCCCCCUGCUCUGAGGAGCGCUGGAGCCUGCCCACCUGUACGCUGUCACUCCUCAGCCGCACGAGUGUCACGUCAGAGACGGUCUGUGUGCCCCCCCUCCAUCCUGAACCCCCCCCUCUAGCUCCUGAAAACAUGUAAUCCGAUUUGUCCAUCAUGCGUAUCUUAAGUUGUUUUAAGUGAACUCAUAUUGCGAUAGGUAGCCCGUCACAUGCAAAUGUGGAUAUUUCGAUUGGCUUGUUGAGAUCUACAAUGCAAUAUCGCUUUCUGUCAUUGGCUGAGAUCGGGGGAGCGAGAUGGGUGGGUUCAUGGGUAUGAUGAGUUUAAGGAUUGGUUUAAGGUUUCCAGGGAAACAGGGAAGCUCUGUUUCUAUUGGCUAGUUUUGCAAUUAUGCUGCUACACAAGUGGACUCGUAGAUAAAUGAUUUAUAGAUGGUCUGAAUGAAGCCUUGUUUGAUCUAUUUAUUACAUAUCUGUACCAUAGUGGCGCGAAGAGCAAGCAGAGAAGAAAAAAAUGUUAUUUAUAUUUUUUCCUUGAGACUGUGUAUUAUAAUUUAAACGGUUUUUUUUUCCUUUCUUUUUUUUUCUUUUUUGCCUGAUUGUGAAGCCCCUUGUAAAAUGUGUACAGUAUGUUUUCUGGCAUUGUUGACCUGAAGAAACAUACUAUCCUAUCAAAGGGAUACAUUGUUAAUAAAACAAAAAUCAUGAAACGCCCCAAACCUUUGUUCAGGUCUUCAUGUGCUAUGAAUGCAGAGGGUUGUGAGUUGGCACGGUGUUCCUCCCUGCUUAUGGACUUUAGCAGAUGCUCUUUGAACCAAAAUUAUGAUUGUGUUUCUCCCUUAAAACAUGAAGCUUCCAGGAGGAGAUAUCUCUAAACUAGGACCACCUGGGAUCUCAGUGUAAGACUGCAGACGUAAACCCUGACCCAGUGAAGUUGAUGAGUACAGCUCGU
Messenger RNA from Osmerus eperlanus (European smelt), 6898 nucleotides. RefSeq names its product rapamycin-insensitive companion of mTOR-like. Gene Ontology annotation, biological process: TORC2 signaling; positive regulation of phosphatidylinositol 3-kinase/protein kinase B signal transduction. Gene Ontology annotation, cellular component: TORC2 complex. The record is from RefSeq and is a predicted model, not a curated record. Gene Ontology annotation, molecular function: protein serine/threonine kinase activator activity. Lineage: Eukaryota; Metazoa; Chordata; Actinopteri; Osmeriformes; Osmeridae.